AUGGUGUCAAAACGCGCUUUGCCCGAGCGGAAGAACCCGCUGCUCGAGCCCAUCGAGUCUACGGCCAAGGAGAUUCUCAUCGAGAGACGUCGCUUGGGCCAGACCAACCUCGCCGUGAAGCCUGGCGUUGCGGGCGUCGCGAGCGCGACCAAGAGCGACAACAUGGGCACCUUUGACUACGCGCAUUUACGCGUGCCGCUCCCCAAGGACCUCAGUGGAUCAGGCAUCUUCACUCUGACCAGGGCCUCGACCUUCCCCGAUGACGGAUACAUUAGCGCGACGGGCAUGUUCAAGGCUGCUUUUCCCUGGGCAUCGCUCGCAGAAGAGGAGGCCGAGCGCAGGUAUCAGAAGUCGUUCCCCUCGGCUGGUGGAGACGAGGUUGCAGGCAGCGUGUGGAUCGCGCCUGAAGAGGAAUACGCCAUGCGCCACUGGAUCGAGGCCCUGCUAGACCCCGCGCCAAUUGAGAAGGGCAGCAAGGAUAAAGUCAACACGCACAUCCAGCAACCACCAGUGUUCGACCUCGAGAACGCAACUCUUGCUGCGCUACCACUACACUCUGCACUUCGCACAUCAACUCGCGCGCGAUCGACACGAUCUGCGUCACCCAGCAAGAUGGCCACGCCCAGCCGCAAGAUUGCGACACCAAGGAAGCCCAGGACAACAAGAGGCGGCCUCAAGUCUGAAGUCCAGAAGAUCGACGAGACGAUCGAAUCGUCCGCCUCCAAGGCCGCCAGCGCGCUCCAGAACGUCAUCGCAAACGGCGCCGACAUUGACGACUCAGUCGCGUCGGACUCCGUAAGCGGCGAGGUCAAGGAGGUGGAGUCGAAGGAAGGUGGCGUCAAGGAUGGUGUCGUCCAUAUCGAAGUGCAAGAGACGGUCGAGACGGAAGGCAAUGUGGAGACCAAGUCCACCAACGUCAGCAUCGACGUUCCUCACAGCCACGCCGAGCUCCCUGAGCCCGAGGACCCUGCCAAGAUGAUUGAGGAGGCGCGACGGAUGGUGGAGGAGGCACAGAAGCUGGAGGCUGGCUCAUCCUCGGAUGUCAUAAAGUCAUCGAAGCGCAAGGUCGAAGAGAUCGUUGAAGAGGGGGAACUCGAGCAGGACCGCCCAUCAAAGUCCGCUAGAACCGUCUACACAACCGAGCAGAAGCUCGUCAAGGAGAAGGUCGCGAGAAGGGCCAUGUUUGGUGUUUUUGCCAUGGCAGCGAUCGGUACAGCAUUCCAGUACCUCGCAUAACUACAGCAUUCUUUCUUCUCCAGGUGUUGCUGAAUUUUGGGCCCCGAAGUCUUUUGAUUUAUGCACCUUCUUUUCCCCCCUUCGAAUUUUGUCCCCAGAUACCAUGCCCCCCAAUUUUCGAUCCUUGAUCUUAUGUUCAUGUUGGCGCAGGAAAGGGGGUUUUCUUGCUACUUGGCUGACACGGAAUUACAAAAGAGGGGAGGAACUGGCUGGGCUGCGACACGCUUGGGUGGCGAGGUCAUGAGUUAGAGCAUUUUAAUUUGAUAUCCCCCUUCUUUUUUGAA
This is a messenger RNA of Parastagonospora nodorum SN15, 1520 nucleotides long. RefSeq lists its product as hypothetical. The coding region runs from base 1 to 1236 and encodes 411 amino acids. The transcript has 5 exons. Gene Ontology annotation, cellular component: nuclear membrane complex Bqt3-Bqt4. Gene Ontology annotation, molecular function: DNA binding. Gene Ontology annotation, biological process: mitotic telomere tethering at nuclear periphery; meiotic attachment of telomere to nuclear envelope. Lineage: Eukaryota; Fungi; Ascomycota; Dothideomycetes; Pleosporales; Phaeosphaeriaceae. The record is from RefSeq and is a predicted model, not a curated record.